CAUCGAUCUUUUAACACAAUUUUUGCCGUCAAUGGCUUUUGUUCAGCACGAACUUGCCCUUGACUCCUUCCCAUCUCAACUCACUGACUAUUGUUUUGUGGAGCCUCACUAGCAAGUCGUGUCAGGUCUCUGAUCGCCAGUGCAUGGUGCCACAGGCCAGGACGGCUUCCUUGUAAAAGCUCUUGAUGCACCAUCCGAGGAUGUCGUGCGCUCUUCGAUCGACUCUGCGCCUCAGCAGCGGCGCGGGCGCCGCAUCAUCGAUAGUACGGUCUCCUCAGUCAUGCCUCAUUGGCACCUCUCUCUCCCCCAGGCAUACCUUUGUCAAACUCAAUCGGCGUGAUCCCAACCACGUCCAACACGCUCGAAGUCUAGCCAGCGAAGCUCGCUCUCCUGUCGCUCCUACAUCAGGUGGUCAUCCCUCGCACAAAGUAGUAAUCGUAGGCGGAGGCUCAGCUGGUCAGACGAUCCUACAUCAACUCUGGCGCACUGGUCUCUUCGCUCAGGGCGACCUUGCUCUUCUCGACGGUUCUGCUUGGCACCACUACCAACCUGGAUGGACAUUGGUUGGUGCAGGUCUCAAGACCAAAGAGGAACUGAGGCGUCCUCUGCCUGAGCUCUUGGACGACACAGGAGCGACAAGGUACGCCAGGAAUGUAGUGGAGUUUAAACCUAGUCAGAAUAGGGUCGUAUUGGAGGAUGGCAUCGAGGUCGCGUACGAGAACCUGGUCGUAUGCCCGGGUGUGGAUUGCAAGUGGGAGAAAGUCAGAGGUCUGCGCGAAGCGCUAGAAGAAAAGAGCGGGAGGGUGGUUUCAAACUACAGCUUUGAAUCUGUUUCCAACGUCUUCCCAGCUAUCCAAUCCUUGCGAAGCGGUAACGCUAUAUUCACGCAGCCACUCGGGGUGGUCAAAUGUCCUGGUGCUCCUCAGAAGGCAAUGUGGCUUGCAGAAGACUACUGGCGCAAGGCUGGUCUCAGAUCCGACACGGGCACCUCUGCUAUCAAAGUGUCUUUUGCGACCGGCAAUCCGGUCAUAUUUGCUGUCCCAAAGUACGCUGCAGCGCUCAACGAGAUUCGAGAGUCACGCAACAUCGAGAUGCUGGCGCAACACAAUCUUCUAGAAGUGCACUCCAGCAACAAGGCUAGCUUUAGCGUGCCAUCCAAGGAAGGCGAGCCUCCGAGAUCAGUCACGCUCGAUUUCGACUUGCUGCACGCCACCCCUCCGCAAGGACCGUUGGAUGUAGUUGCCAAGUCGCCCUUGGCAGACCAGGCCGGCUUCGUCGAGGUGGAUGCAGCUACUACCAGGCAUACGCGCUUCCCAAACAUCUGGAGCGCAGGUGAUGCAAGCAGCUUGCCCACUUCCAAGACUGCUGCGGCAAUCACUGCCCAAGCUCCUGUGCUCGUUGCUAAUCUUGUCGGCGCCAUGAAGGGGGGCGAUGCCGCUUUGGCAACGUACGACGGCUACACGAGCUGCCCUUUGUUGACGGAGUACGGCAAGGUGAUGCUUGCGGAGUUCAAGUACGGGGGUCAAAUCAAAGAGACGUUCGGCAAUUUGUUUGGCAUAGACCAGGCAGAGCCUCGCAGGGCCUUCUACCACCUCAAGAAAGACUUUUUCCCUGCCGUCUACUAUGGGUCCAUGGUUCGAGGUACUUGGGCUGGCCCUAAAGGCUGGACAUUUUCCAGUCCGCACGGGGCAAGUGCCAGAACCACGCGAUCAUUGUCGACCUUUACCGGGCGACCGAGCGCAGCGCAGCAGUGCGAAGCCACUGUUUCGCGCGGCUUUGCGACGAGCUCAGCCAGGGCAAGAGACAUGCCUGCCCGUCGACCUCGGGACCCUCUGGCGAACAACCCUCACGCCAAGAGGCACCCUCUCAAAUCGGGCGAAACCUUCAUCGUUAGACCGCCUCCAACGCUUUCUUCGCCCGAGUCUGUCAUUUCGGACGACAGCACGAACGAAGGACCUUGGUUGCCUUCCGCAUCCGGGUCCAACGCUGCGCCUUCACACCUCCCACCAGCUUUACCUCCUCGUACGCGCUCUGCACAGGCAGCGCGAUCGGCCGAGUCCAAGUCGCUCACGGCAGAUGAAAUCAGCCUGAUCCGGCAAUUGAGAGCGGAAGAUCCGAUCAAGUGGACGGGCAACCAGCUGGCAAAGAGGUUCGGGUGCUCUCCCACUUUUAUCAGGAUCAUCGCUCCGGCUCCCAAAGAGGUCAGGCAGGUGAGAAAGGAACACGAGGAGGCGCGAAAGGAAAAUUGGGGGAUGAACAAGAGGUUGUCGGUUGAGGGCAGGAAAGCUAGAAGGGAGCUUUGGUGAGAAAGGGUGUUCGUAGACGCCAAUAAAUGCUUGCAAUGAGUACGUGAAUCUCGU
This is a messenger RNA of Ceraceosorus guamensis, 2360 nucleotides long. RefSeq names its product FAD/NAD(P)-binding domain-containing protein. Gene Ontology annotation, cellular component: mitochondrion. NCBI's taxonomy places the organism in Eukaryota, Fungi, Basidiomycota, Exobasidiomycetes, Ceraceosorales, Ceraceosoraceae. The transcript has 3 exons. The record is from RefSeq and is a predicted model, not a curated record. Gene Ontology annotation, molecular function: FAD binding; sulfide:quinone oxidoreductase activity. Bases 201 to 2306 code for a protein of 701 amino acids.